CUCGCUCAGCGCUGUGGCGGCGUGACGUCACGGGGCUCGUAUUAACCAGUCGCGCUAUGGUGGCCGAGCGAGGUCUCUUUCCGUUUCCUAGGAAACCUGCGCGCUGACGCCUAAAGCAGGCGAGAAUCCCAUUGACUCUCAUUUUGCCUGUAAUUUAGAAGUUUUCAUACCCAGUGACUGACCAUGGCUCACAGAUUUUCGAAAGAAGACUUAGAUGAACAGUUUGAACAGUUUUUGAAAGAGUCUCUUUCAGAUGAUUCAUUGGGAAAUGAACCGAAGAAAAAAUCCAGUAUUCCUGAAACUAUUGGGCCAGCUAAGAAGAAGCAGUCCUUGCCAUGGUGGAUAUCUGAGGAUGAUUCGGAUGAUGUUCCUAAGACAAACAAGUUUAUCAAACAAAGUGAUGAGAAGAAUCCUAUAAGGGAUAAAGAUGAAUUGACGGAAGAUGGUGAAGAGAAGAUCCCACUUUCAAAUAACCUGCCUGGAAAGCAUGGAACAAAUGGCAGCUUCCUGAAGUCGCGAAGGCUUUCUCAUUCUAUUGUGGAAGUAGAUGAAGAUCAUGUUGAAGGCAUUCAGUCUUGUCAACCUAGUGGUGUUUCUGCCUCUUUAAGCAGAGAUAGCCUGGAAACUAAUGGUUCAGUUGUUGCUUCAGGGCCUAAAGAGAAUGUUUUGGAAGUUGGACUGGAUACUUUGGAGGAGCAAGAGGAAAAGGAGAGAUUUUUUGCUGACCUUGAGAAAGGAGCAUCCUCUACCAUCGACUAUUCAAGAUUGAAUAAGGAGCUGGACUCCAAUGAUUCCGAAGUGUUACAGGCAUUUCUUCGACAUCAUCCAAAAGUGAACCAAGUAGAAGAAGGAAAUGAAGAUGAACCUAAGAAUCAUGAAAAAUCUGGUGACUACAGUGAGGAUUUUGAAGACAAUUCAGAAUCUGACCAGGACAGUAAUGUUGAACAACAUGUUAUGCCAGAAUCAAAUGAAAAAAAGAUUGGCAUGCUGGCUAAAGUUGCCCUCCUUGAUUCCCAAGACUCAGCUCUGGAGACUCAAAAGGCCAGUGAAAAUCAGGAUAACAUACUUACAGAACAUCAUCUUCCUAAAGAAGCCAUUGCAGAGAAUAUGAGUGGAACAGGUAUUUCCUGUGGACAAACUAACAGUGAUAUUGAAGCUUUGCAUCAGGCCUACUGCCAUGUUGAGCAGUCUUUAGGGGACACUGAUGAGCAAAAAAAUAAUGCUGAUAAAAUGGAUGCUGCAGAGAACUUAAUUAACGAAGUUACACAGAAUAAAGAAGACUGUCCCCCAAAUACCUCCAACACUGAUUCUGAUUUACCCACCAUAGAAGAACUGAUGAAACCUAUCAAAGCAGAUUCAUCAAUUACCAGAGGCUAUGACUUAGAACCUCUAAGUUCUCCAAAAGUCACACAUGCCAACACAGAUGAAUCAGUGAGCCAUUUCCCAUUUAAAGAACACCAUAAUAGUAUAUCAUAUCCAGAGAAGACAAAUGUUGGUCCUUUGAACCACCAUAGUGGGCAAGAGAAGGUUUCUCUUCAGCCAGUAGUAAAGGAGGAUAGUGAAGAUACUCUUACGCAAAGAGCUGACAAAAACAAACUGACUGACAGAGUAAAACAAGAUACCCGGAUACACGAUACUCUUCCAAAUUCUUCAGCAUUGCAUCAAGACAACAAGCUUAAUGAGAUACACCACCCCAGCACUUGGAAUAAAGAGGGUCUUAGUUCGGUGUUGAAUAAACAAUUGAUACAUAAGAAUGCCAAAAACACAGUGGUCAUUCAUCGAAAGAAGUCUCUCAGUGGACCUUAUAGUUCUGUUAGAAGUUCUGGAUAUGGAAAAUCUAGUUCUUCAUUGAAACACUUUUCUGUAGUUCAUGAGAAAACAGGAAAAGAGGGCCCCCAAAAGUCAGUUUUGAAAGGCAGAUCUCCUCUAAAGCAGAAAGAAACAUCUGGAACUAAGGUAAUACAGCCAACAAAGGAUCCUGUUUCAAUGAAGAGAAAUUACUGUGCCGCACCUGGACAGUCAUCUGCAAGUAGCAUUCAAGAGCAAGUUAAAGAAAAUGUCUCUUUCAUCCACAAUCACAGUGUUGCUUCAUAUUACCUCCCUCAAAAUAGUGAAAGGGAGCUUUAUUUACUAAAAAGAAUUCAGGAAGCUGAAGAAAAACUGGCUUCAGCGCAGAACUUGAUUCAGCAUCUAAAAGCCACAUCUUUGGAAAAAGAGAAGGAAAUGGAAACAAAGAUCCUUGAACUAAAAAUGCAGCAGGAUAAGAAUCUCUUUGAGUUAAACAAAGAGAAGUAUGUUCUUCAGACACAGCUAAAUCAUAGAGAAAACCAGAACAAAGAAACAAAGUGGUCAAACAUCUGGGAAAGAAUCCCCACUGAAGGAGAAAUGUUAAAAGAGAUCCAAAAAGAAGUUGAAAAUCAGGAGAUGCUUCUUCAAGGGUAUCAGCAGGAAAAUGAAAGAUUAUACAAUCAGGUGAAAGAGCUACAGCAGAAUAACAAGAAAAAUGAAGAAAAUAUGUUUAAAGAGAACCAAUACUUAAUGACUGAAUUAGCAUCCCUACGGGAACAAGUCGAUAAAAAUAACCUGUUAUCAUAUGGAGCACAGAAUGCUGAACCAGCUGGGAAUCAAAAUUUAACUGAUUUACUUUCAGAACUUAGAACAGCCAAGGCUAUAGAAACCAGUUUGCUAGAAGAGAGGAAGCGUCUAAAGCAAGAAAAGCAAGCCCUUGAAGUAGAUUUGGGACAAGUGAAGAAGGAAAGAGAUUUGGCAAGAGCACAGAUUUCUGCCAUUUCAGCUGAAAAAUUGUAUGAGAUGAAGUUGAUGGAGGAAUCCCACAAGGAUGAAAUUAGUCGUUUACAGAAAAGACUCCAAUGGUAUGCAGAAAACCAGGAGCUCUUGGAUAGAGAUGCAGCUCGCCUUCGUGGAGCAAAAGAAGAAAUUGAUAAACUGAAACUAGAGGUGGACAAACUUAGAAGUGAAACUGGGAGUCAGCCGACACAGCAAAAGAAACGACUAAAAGACAGAGCAGCAGAUGCAGCACGAAUUCAAGAUCUUGAGCGACAAGUUAAAGAAAUGGAAGGAAUUCUGAAAAGAAGACACCCAAAUUCUCUGCCAGCUUUAAUAUAUGCUGCUGCCACAGCAGCGUGUGAAGGAGAUGGUGAUGCUUCUGCCAAAACAAAUACGGCUGAGUUUCUUGAAAGACGAGUUAAAAAGUUAGAAGCAGAACUUGAGGGUAAAGAUGAUGAAGCUAAAAAAAGUCUCCGCGCCAUGGAGCAGCAGUUUCAGAAGAUUAAGCUUCAGUAUGAGAAAAGAAUUGAGGAACUUGAACAGCUUCUGGCAUAUAAACUGCCAAAUGAACCACGGAAGCUUGAAGACAGCACAACCACGCUUCAAGAAGCACUUGAAAAAGAACUUUGCAAUGUCAAUGAAGCCCACCAGAUGACUGUAAACAAUCUUCAAGCCGAAAUUGAUUCCCUUAGAAGCCAAAUAGGAGAAUUAGAACGCCAGAAAAAUGCAACCGACAACGCAGAACUGCAGUCUCUUGAGCACCAGGUAGAGCAGGCUCAUGCAAAGGCCAAGAUGGUAAGACUGAAUCAGGAAGUGAUUGCAAAAAAUAGAGAGAUCCAAGAUCUCACAAAAACUAUAGAAAGGCUUCAGAAAGAGAGAAGGAUUAUGCUCUCUGAUAAAAACUCACCUGGAAAAGCUGAUAAUAAGGGAAAGCUUUCAGGAAUUUUGAAAAGGGAUCCCAGGAACACUAGAAAUGAAGAGUUCUUUCCUGCCACUCUUGAUGAUAAAAUAUACAAGCCCGAUGCCUUUGCAGAUUGUCAUGUUUCAGAAGUUCUGCAAGAAAACAUGCAGUUGAAAAAUGAAUUGGAAAAGCUGACCCUAGAAAUGAGCCAACAAAGAGUAUCAUCACAAGCAGCAAUUGCAAAUUCUGAAAGCCUUGUAAGAAGAGCAAAGGAAGACUCAGAAGAAUACAUUUCAGCCCUUAAAGCAUCCCAUCAGAAAGAAUUAGAGAAGAUCCUUUGUCAACAUGCUCUGGAACAUUCUACUUCCAAAGUUGCUGAGUUAAAUAGUAAAAUUUCAACUCAAGAGAUUCUUAUUAAACAUCUCCAGCAGCAAGUUCAUGAAUUCCGGAGAGAUCGAGAAGCCCUUGCAGUCUCACAAAAGAGAGAGGAAAUUCUUCAAAAAGAAAUGGCAAAACUGUUAGAGGAACUCGGAGAGGCUAGAGAAAGGCAGGCCCCUGAGAUGAAGCAUUUUGUAUGUCUAGAAAGAAAGAUCAAACAGUUGGAAACCCGAUAUGAUCAAAGAGAGCAAGAACUUCAGCAGGUAAUACAGGAAACACGGCAUAUUGCUGAAGUGGAACAAAUCCAAGAGACUGAAAAAUGGAGACAACUGGCACUGCUGAAAAAUCAAGAACUGGAAAAAUUUCGCAUAGAACUGGAUUCCAUGUUGGAUGUUUUACGGCAGCUUCAGAAACAGGGUGUCAUCAUUCCAAUCCAUUCUUCAAACGUGUCAGAAAAUUACUGGAAGAUUUGAUUGCACAUGAAUUAAUCAGAGAAAGUUAAUAAAAAUGAAAAUAAAUAAACUUGAAAGCAUUCACAGAAAAUCACAAGUUUCACCUUUUAGGGAAUCUCUCCAUGUUUCUACUGUAUAAUUUCCUCUACUUGGUCUUUUUUAAAAUGUUGUACAUAUUAAAUUAUACUCAAUACAAAUUGCAAUGUCAAUGCUGAUGCUUUCCUUCCCCUUCAAGGCUAAUUUUUAGAAAAAUUAUUUGCACUUUACUGGAUGUGUUUAAAAGAUUACGGUCUAGUAUAGUGAACUGCUUGAUUUCUGCCCUUAUAGGGACUGCGAACAAACUCUGAUGAUGUGAGAAAGUAUAUUCAAACUCAGGCCCAGCUUAAUUUUCAGUUUCAUUAUUUUAUUUUUUAUUUACAGCAUUUAUAUUCCGCCCUUCUCACCCCGAAGGGGACUCAUGGCGGAUCACAUUACACAAAUAGGCAAACAUUCAAUGCCUUUUAACAUAGAACAAAGACAAGACAAACAUAGGCUCCGAGCGGGCCUCGAACUCAUGACCUCCUGGUCAGAGUGAUUCAUUGCAGCUGGUUGCAGCUGGCUUGCUCUCCAGCCUGCGCCACAGCCCGGAGCCCAUUCUGCUUCCUGUACAUACUGGCUUUAGGAUUCUGGCAGCUAUAAAAAGCCUUUAAGUCAGUGUUCUCAACCUGUUGGUCCCCAGAUGUUUUGGCCUUCAACUCCCAAAAAUCCUAACAGCUGGUAAACUGGCUGGGAUUUCUGAGAGUUGUAGGCCAAAAAACCUAGAGACCCACAGGUUGAGAACCACUGCUCUAGGUGUUACUACCACCACACAAAAAAGCUACAGGUAUUUCCUUCCUUAGCUAAGUUUCAACUUGGUACAUGUAUUCAUAUGCCUUCAUGUUGCCUGUCAAGUUACAACAACUCUGAAUUUCUCAGGUUUUCUUAAGCAAAGAACACUCAGGUGGUUCUCCUUUGCCUUCCCCUCAAUAUAUCUCAAAAAUCUGUUAUUGUUGACAGUCCCCCCAUCAAAGUACAAACUAGGCCAGGCCUUACUUUGCUUCUGAGGUCAGAUAGGAUUUAGUUAUGUUUAGGGGAGCUCUUUUGUGUCCUGUAUUUUUGCUCAGGACAAACAACCUCUGUUAUUCAGCAGGGAACUUCAGAGACUGUAGCUUUGGUUCUCCUGAUGUGGUUUUUGCAACACUCACCGCAUGCAAUCCUAGCUGGAACAUGUAUGCAAGACUUGUUUCCACAGCAGUCUGUCUCAGUGCUAUUAGAAUGUUUACCUCUGGCAUUGCCUGAAGGCAAACAAUCAGGAAUUGAAGAUACAUCCUUUUCUACAGCUGGAGACAACAUAAUGGAUUAGAUCAGUGGCUCUCAAACCUUUUCAGCCACUGAGCCCUUUUUGAAACAAAAGUUUCUUGUGGAGCCCCAAGAAAUUAUAUAUCAUAUUAUAUAUCAUGCAUGGGCAAACCUUUGGGCAUUGCAUUUUAAAAUUUGACAGACAGGCUGGACCAGUAGCAGAUGGUGUUUGUGUGAACUAAUUGGAAAAACAAUUUUUUAUGGACACUGUAAAUAUCUCAUUUGUAGUGCAAAGAAAAAAAAGAACAAUACAACAUUUAAAAUGAAGAACAAUUUAAACCAACAUAAACAGUAUUUCAGUGGAAGGCCCCAGGUGCCAUCCAGUCCAACCCCCUUCUGCCAUGCAGGAAAAGCACCAUCAAAGUGCCCCCAACUAAUGGCCAUCCAGACUUCGUAAUAACAAUAAUAAUAGGAACAAUCCCAAGGGCCAUCCAGUCCAAUUCCCUCUUGACAUACAGGAAAAGCACAAUCAAGGCACACACACACCCCAACAGAUGGCCACCCAGUCUUUGUAAUAAUAGCAGAAACCCCAUGGCCAUCCAGUUCAACUCCCUUCUGCCAUGUAGGAAAAGCACAAUCAAAGCACCCCCGGAGCAGUGGGAGGGAAAUAGGGUUUUGGAAGCAAAGAAGGCAUUGGGGUGGGGUCUGGGUGGCAAGGAAAAGAUUCUGGGCAACAAGGGAGCCAGGGGAGAAAGGAUCUGUGCCCUGGGAGGACACUGCUGCUGCUGUUUCGGCAGCUCCAAACUUUAAUUUCCCUGCAUUUCUCAGGAGUAAAGAGGAGGAGGCAGGAACCAGCAUUAUCCUUGUGUCCAUGCGGCCUGCCCUGUUUUUACUGUUUUUUGGGGGUUUUUUUGAUUUAAUGUUUAUUAUCAUCUAUUGUAUUGCUUUUAAUUUAUGCUAUGGUAUGCUGUUUUAUAUUCUAUUAUGUUGUAUUGCUCUGGGCGUGGCCCCAUGUUAGCCGCCCCGAGUCCCCGUUGGGGAGAUGGUGGCGGGGUAUAAAUAAAGCAUUAUUAUUAUUAUUAUUA
Molecule: messenger RNA, 6920 nt
Organism: Anolis carolinensis (green anole)
Lineage: Eukaryota; Metazoa; Chordata; Lepidosauria; Squamata; Anolidae
Gene: cep162
Product: centrosomal protein 162
Exons: 28
Coding region: 184-4539 (1451 amino acids)
Biological process (GO): cilium assembly
Cellular component (GO): centriole; centrosome; axonemal microtubule
Source: RefSeq, a predicted model, not a curated record